Messenger RNA from Hordeum vulgare subsp. vulgare (domesticated barley), 483 nucleotides. Its product is annotated as thionin BTH7-like. Gene Ontology annotation, biological process: defense response. The record is from RefSeq and is a predicted model, not a curated record. Bases 1 to 483 code for a protein of 160 amino acids. The transcript has 3 exons. Lineage: Eukaryota; Viridiplantae; Streptophyta; Magnoliopsida; Poales; Poaceae.
AUGCUGCCAGAACAAACCCCACAAACGCGUCCGGCCGUAAAUUGUUUUGCGGGGCGCAGCAAAAGUCCGCCCUCAACCUUCAGUUUCACGGGGUGGGGUGCCAAUCCCACAAACGCGUCCGAUUUAGUUCUGGAGCAUGUCCAAGUAGAAGGCAAGAGUUGCUGCAAGAACACGACUGGCAGAAACUGCUACAACGUCUGCCGUUUCGGUGGUGGUUCCCGACCAGUCUGCGCAAGUGCUUGUGGUUGUAAAAUCAUAAGCGGCCCAACAUGUCCUAGGGACUAUCCUAAGGUGAAUCUUCUCCAUGAAUCCGCUGAACCAAAUGCGACCGAGUACUGCACAAUUGGAUGCAUGACUUCCGUUUGUGACAACAUGGAAAAUGUUUUCCGUGGCCAAGAGAUGAAAUUCGACAUGGGACUCUGCAACAACGCAUGUGUCGGUUUCUGUAAUGAUGGUGCAGUCAUUCAGUCUGUUGAAGCCUAA